Messenger RNA from Xiphias gladius (swordfish), 5267 nucleotides. Its product is annotated as neurofilament heavy polypeptide-like. Gene Ontology annotation, cellular component: mitochondrion. The record is from RefSeq and is a predicted model, not a curated record. Bases 32 to 3628 code for a protein of 1198 amino acids. Gene Ontology annotation, molecular function: ATP binding; zinc ion binding; ATP hydrolysis activity. Lineage: Eukaryota; Metazoa; Chordata; Actinopteri; Istiophoriformes; Xiphiidae. Gene Ontology annotation, biological process: mitochondrion organization. The transcript is spliced from 16 exons.
CAGCCUGUUGCGCGGACACUGCUGGAGCAUCAUGUCGUGGCUCUUCGGCUGGAGGAAGGGUUCCGGGUCGCCGCCGGCGGAGGAGCAGGCAUCGGCUGCUCCCGCUGAAGGGGCCGCGGGAGCACCGGGAGGUCCGGGGGGGAACAAACCCGGAGACAAGUGGAGUAAUUUUGACCCGACUGGGCUGGAGAGAGCUGCUAAAGCUGCAAGGGAGCUCGACAAAUCACGACACGCUAAGGAAGCGCUGGAGCUAGCUCGUAUGCAGGAGCAAAGUGUACAACUGGAGCAUCAGAGUAAAGUGAAAGAAUAUGAGGCGGCUUUGGAGCAGAUGAAGGGCGAGCAGAUCCAACUGCAGGGGGAGGAGAGGCGGAAAACACUGGGAGAGGAGACAAAGCAAAACCAAGCAAGGGCACAUUAUCAAGACAAACUUGCCAGACAGAGGUACGAUGAUCAGCUCAGGCAACAGCAAUUCCUCGCUGAGGACAAUCUUCGCAAGCAAGAGGAAUCUGUUAUGAAGCAAGAGGCUAUGAGGAAAGCUACCAUUGAACAUGAAAUAGAGCUGAGACACAAGAAUGACCUGCUUCGAGUUGAAGCGGAGGCCAAAGCUCGCGCUCAGGUGGAACGGGACAAUGCAGACCUGAUUCGGGAACAGAUCCGCCUGAAAGCUGCUGAACACCGACAAACUGUCCUUGAAUCUAUAAGGACGGCAGGAGCAGUGUUUGGGGAAGGAUUGAGGGCCUUCAUCUCUGACUGGGACCGACUCACUGCCACGGUCGCUGGGUUGACCCUGCUGGCAGCAGGAGUGUAUUCCGCCAGGAAUGCCACAUCGGUGGCUGGGCGCUACAUAGAGGCUCGUCUGGGCAAGCCCUCACUGGUCCGAGAGACCUCCAGGUUAACGGUUGCAGAGGCCAUCAAACACCCGAUCAAGACAGCCAAGCGUCUGAGAAGCAGACCACAGGAUGCCUUAGAGGGCGUGGUGCUCAGUCCAGCUCUGGAGGAACGUGUGAGGGACAUUGCCAUCACCACUCGUAACACCAAACAGAACAGAGGCCUGUACAGGAACAUCCUGAUGUAUGGACCCCCUGGAACUGGAAAAACACUCUUCGCCAAGAAAUUGGCUCUCCAUUCAGGGAUGGACUAUGCCAUCAUGACUGGUGGGGAUGUGGCACCCAUGGGGCGCGAUGGAGUCACUGCCAUGCACAAGGUGUUUGACUGGGCCAGUACCAGCAGGCGAGGCCUCUUGCUGUUCGUAGAUGAAGCUGAUGCUUUCCUGCGUAAGCGAGCCACAGAGAAAAUCAGCGAGGACCUCAGGGCUACCCUCAAUGCAUUCCUCUACCGCACCGGGGAGCAGAGCAACAAGUUCAUGCUUGUGCUUGCUAGUAACCAGCCGGAACAGUUCGACUGGGCGAUUAAUGACCGCAUCGAUGAGAUAGUAAACUUUGCAUUACCAGGUCUGGAGGAGAGGGAAAGAUUGGUGCGCCUGUAUUUCGACAAAUUUGUUCUGGGUCCUGCCACUACAGGGAGACAGAGAUUAAAGUUGGCUCAGUUCGACUAUGGACAGAAGUGUUCAGACAUUGCAAAGCAAGCCGAGGGCAUGUCCGGCCGUGAAAUUUCUAAACUUGGUGUGGCCUGGCAGGCUGCCGCCUACUCUUCUGAAGAUGGAGUUUUGACUGAAGCGAUGAUUGCCUCAAGAGUUGAUGAUGCCAUCAAGCAGCAUGGACAGAAAAUGGACUGGCUGCUGAUGGAAGCAGGUGUGGGGGUUGGCAAGGUCGGCGUACUCCUCCCCAAGGAGACGGCUGCAGGAAUAAUAUCGCAGGAAGCUGCUUCCCUUGUACCAAUUGAAGAUACGACCCCAACCGUAGAAGUCCUUCCUCUCCUCGAGGUUGUGAGCAGCGCUGCCCAGGCAGAAGCAGCUGUAGGAACUCCAACUUUGAAUGAAGCAGAACCAGUUGAAACCAUUGUUGAGACAGCUACUGCUGUCCCAUUAGUGCAGGAGUUCGAGGCCAUCAAGGACCUGACUAAAGAGGCUGUAGGCACAGCUGUAGCUACAGACACUGUUGUACCUGAGGUGAAGGAUAUAGUCACUGAGGUUAAAGACUGUGAGGGCAUAUCAGCUUCCACCGCAGAAGAGACUGCUGUUGUGAGUAAAGAGGAGCCAAUUACUGAUCCAGUGCAAGAAACAGAGGCCACAGUAGUAGUCAAGGAAGAAACUGAUGUUGCAGUAAACUUAGAAACGACAGUCUCUGCUGUUGCCCUGGAGAAGGAAUUUGAUGCUGUUGUCUCUAAUGUUGUCCAGGAGUCAGAGCCUACAAUAGCCGGACUCUCCCAGGAAACUGUUGUCCAGGAAAAUAAAUCAGCAGCCACCUCUGUUGAUGAUGUAGAAAACGAAGCCACUAGGACUGCUGAGGAAAUAGCAAGUAAUGCUGCAGAGGGGGCAGGUAUUGCACACAAUGUAGCUCAAAUGACUGACUCCAUGGCAAACAUUGUAAAAGAGGCUGAAGCAAUAGCAACUGAUGUAGCUAAGGUGGCUGAUGCUGUAGCAACCAUCGCAGAAGAGAUGGAGGCAGUAGUCACAAAGGAGGUUGAAGCGAUGGAAAGUGAUGUUGUCAAGAACGCAAAUGAGGUUGUAGCGGAAACUGAGUCUGAAACGUCAGAGGUUACUAAAGAGGCUAAGGUGGUGGUGACAGAGGUGGAGUCAAAGAGUAUGGAUACAGAGGUUUUUAAGGAGGUCAAACCUGCGAUGAUUGAGACUGCUGCCAAGGAAGCUGAAGUCAUCCCAACAGAGGAGGAACCCAAGGAGACACGGACUACUGCCACACAGUUGACCACAGAGACUGAGACUUUGGCUACAGAGACUGUGAAAGACCCUUUAUCUGCAGAGAUUGCUGCCAAGGAAGCACAAGUCCUACCAACCAAGGAGGCUGACACUGUGCCCACAGAAGACAUGAAAUGGCCUGAAACUACUGAGGUUGCUGCAAGGGAAGCUGAGGCAAAACCAGUAGAGACUGUAGAGGAGGUAGAGACACUAGUAAAAGAAGUGUCUGAUGAGAAAGACUCAGCAGCUAUUCCCAAUGAAGCAGACGUCAACCCAACAGAGGUUUCCAAGGAAGCAGAAGUCCUACCAAUUAAAAUAAUCCCAACAGAAACUUCCAUAAAAACUGAAGCCACAGCUUCAGAGGUAGUAAAAGAGGCUCAGACAGUGGCUGUAGACUUUGCCAUGGAGACGCUGACUACAGGGAUUGUCAAACAGCCUUUAUCUACAGAGAUUGCUGCCAAGGAAGCACAAGUCCUACCAACCAAGGAGGCUGACUCUGUGUCCACAGAAGACGUGAAACUGCCCGAGACUACUGAGGUUGCUGCAAGGGAAGCUGAGGCAAAACCAGUAGAGACUUUAGAGGAGGUAGAAACAGUAGUAAAAGAAGUGUCUGAUGAGAAGGACUCAGCAGCUGUUCCCAAAAUAGAAACCAAGGUUGAGUCUGUCGUGUCAGAACCUACUGAGAAACUUGAGAUUUUAACAACCAAGAAGUCAGCUGCCUCUCAGAUUCCCAGCACUGAAGAGGCUGAACCUAGUCAAACUGAGAAGCCUCUUUCAAACAAACAGAGUGGAGAUGCUAACCACAAACCAUAAGCCAAGCCAAGCCAAGCCAAGCCAAGCCAAGCCAAGCCAAGUCUAGUCUAGUCCAACAAAAUAAUGACUGGGGAUCUUUGAUGAAAUGCCAUUGUCAAUGAAGAGCUGUUGUAACUCUUAAACAGCUCUUGGACAGGUUGAGCUUUAAGUCUGAAACAUUCACCUUGAAUUCUAUGUGCUCUUCUAUCAACAUGUGUAUAGCUCAGUUACUGCAAAUGUCAUGAUUCAAGUAAUAUUUUGACAAUAGCCUGUGGGUUUGCAGGACUCUGAGGUAAAGGAUGUGCGCACCACUGGGGCUGGCCUACCACUUCAUUCCACUUCAUUCCUUUCUAUCUUCUGGUCAUUAUUGCCAUUUUUAAAGUCUGUAGCUGCGUGACAUUUUGAAGAUUUUCCCUCCGAAAGAGAUGUUCUUGCAUGUUUGCCAACCGAUUCUGUAAAGAGUUGAAUUCCACAUGUACAAAAUGUUUAAGAACCUUUCUUAACAGAGAGAGUUGUUUGUAACUUGUAAGCCUGUCACGUGGUCACAUGUCACUGUCUCAGUGUCACAGCUGCUAACGUUGGAUGAGAGCUUUGACACACAAAAGAUUUAAUGUCUUUGUCUGAGAAUAACUAAUAAUUAAUGUUGGUGCAUAAUGAAUAAUUUUGGAUGACUGUUUCUUAUUUCAUGGGCUAUUUGGGAUUUUUGUGGUAAUGCCUAUAUAAGUUUUUUUUUUUUUUUUUUUUAAAUGCAGUAGUGCACUACUGAUUUGGACCUCAAUUACAAGGUUGAAGCUUUGCAGCUUUGAGGCAUACGGCUAAGCCCUUCUGACAGUGUGACACUAGGUUUGCAGUAACCCAGCUUCCCCAAUAGCCACAGUUUACAUCAGGUGUUUGACAUUUGUUUUUUCUACUGUUUCUAGCCAUACAGGUCUUUUACAAAUACACUGCUUGAAGUCCAGGUGGCUGUGUGACCUUUCUCGCACUUGUGCAGAUUAAAAAAAACACACGACAGUGCAAAAAAAUCAGGUGUAGUUUAUAUUGGAUCUAAAAUGAUUAGUCAACUAAUCAGUUACUCAAUAAUUAAUCACUGACAUAAUUUUUAAUGGAAAAACGGCCAAACAUUCAGGUUUCAGCCUCUCAGAUGUGAGGCUUUUCUGCCUUUUCUGAGUUUUAAAUCCCUGUACUUGUAAUAUCUUUGGCUUUCAGACUGCUGGUUGGACAAGAGAAGCAAAUUUAAAGAUGUCAACUUAGGCUGUAGAAAAUUGCUAUACAUGUAUUAUAGAUUUAACAGUGCCUUUACUAAUCUUUCUUUACAUGAGUGUUUAAUCAAUAAUGAAAAUAAUCAUUAGUUUCAGCUGUAGUUUAUAUAUUCAAAUAAUAAUGGACAUUGUGAAUACAUGAAGCAGGCAGUAUUUAUGACUGUCAAUGCAGACUGAUGUAUUUGUUAAAGAAUAUCCAACCAAGAUGAAAAUGUUCUUUUAAAAGCCCUCACUUCCUCUGGAACGUGUCACAAUCUAUCCCUGGAUGAUAAUAUUGGCAGGCUUUUUUUCUCAGCAGCAUCGGGAUGUCAUUGGCAUCCCGAUGUCAUUUCAGAAGUAUUGUUAGUCAGUGCUUAUGAAAUUUCUGUUUGAAUUUAUAAUAAACAGAACUGAAGUUGUCA